Molecule: messenger RNA, 1446 nt
Organism: Bufo bufo (common toad)
Lineage: Eukaryota; Metazoa; Chordata; Amphibia; Anura; Bufonidae
Gene: CDK15
Product: cyclin dependent kinase 15
Exons: 14
Coding region: 28-1323 (431 amino acids)
Biological process (GO): protein phosphorylation
Cellular component (GO): cytoplasm; cytosol; nucleus
Molecular function (GO): cyclin binding; ATP binding; cyclin-dependent protein serine/threonine kinase activity
Source: RefSeq, a predicted model, not a curated record
UGAAAUGUAUGAGAAGCAUAGACGGUAAUGGGUGAAGUGCUGUGUGUCAAUGCUGUUUGCUGUGGGUCUGGCAGAGAUGCCCCUGAAUGUCAACAGGAAGAUUGCUCUGGCUAUGAGGAGUCUCCUAACUUGGAGCUUACAGAUUUCGGUGAUGUGCCAUGCCCGGUACGGUCUCUUCCUCCCCAGUGGUAUCACACAGUCCAAGUGCGAAGAAUACGAUCGCUCAGGGCUCGAAGCAACAGUGAUCCGCUACAAGGGAAGAACGUAGGACAGGGAAUUCAGUGGCAGAGGAAAGGCCUGCCAUUUGGCAAUGCAUCUUCCUACUUAAAUCUUGAAAAGCUGGGUGAAGGUUCCUAUGCAACAGUAUAUAAAGGAAUAAGCAGGAUUAAUGGACAACUAGUGGCUUUAAAAGUCAUCAGCAUGAAAGCUGAGGAAGGUGUACCCUUCACUGCUAUCCGAGAAGCAUCUCUCUUGAAGGGCCUGAAGCAUGCAAACAUUGUCCUUCUGCAUGACAUCAUUCAAACCAGGGAGACGCUGACCUUUGUGUUUGAAUAUGUGCAUACAGACCUGUCCCAGUACAUGGCCCAGCACCCAGGUGGACUUUUACCCUACAAUGUUCGACUCUUCAUGUUCCAGUUGCUUCGAGGUCUGGCCUAUAUCCAUCACCAGCACAUCCUACAUCGGGACCUAAAGCCGCAGAAUCUUCUCAUCAGCUACCUAGGGGAGCUCAAACUGGCUGACUUUGGUCUUGCCCGUGCCAAGUCAAUCCCCAGCCAAACAUAUUCCUCAGAAGUGGUCACUCUCUGGUACCGUCCACCGGAUGUGCUUUUAGGUGCUACAGAUUAUUCAUCUGACCUUGAUAUCUGGGGUGCAGGAUGUAUUUUUAUAGAAAUGCUUCAGGGAUACCCAGCAUUCUCUGGUGUGUCAGAUGCCUUUGAGCAACUCGAGAAGAUAUGGUCGGUUAUAGGGACACCAACAGAAGAAACAUGGCCUGGAGUAUCUCAACUUCCAAACUACAAAGCAGAAUGGCUUACAUUAAGUGGGAAGCAGCCAUUUGGAAAUGUCUGGGACAGAUUGAGUAGAACUAUGGGGGCUGAAGAUCUUGCUUAUAAGAUGUUGAAAGGUUGUCCUCGUAAAAGGAUUUCUGCUGAAGAUGCCCUUCUUCAUAAAUUUUUCAGUACAUUGCCUUGUCAACUUUACCAGCUAUCUGAUGUUCGGUCCAUAUUCACUGUACCUGGGCUGAGCCUUAAACCUGAAAUCCGAGAUCUGAUUUUCCCACAUCGGAAGGUUUCUCAGCCAGCCGCACACCAUAAGCCAUGGUGAACAUUACAGAGAUGGACGUUCAGCCACCAGCUGUUUGCACCCAUUUGAAUGUAUCAGCCUUUCAUCCUACUUUGCACUCGUUCCCCUACCUUCUGCCUUCUUCUUAGAGAAGCCAUCCAGAAA